GGCGCCUAGCACCGCCCUUUCCUUUGACGCCUUUCUAGUUGUUGCUGUUCCCACACCACCGCCGAGUACACACGUUCGACGAAAUUCCCCCGCGAGUUCUCCACUAAGAUUCGCCCGCAUCUCCUUCGAUUCUUUCCUCAGUUUCUGUCUCGGAAUCCGCCAAGAUCGUGGAGUCUCGCCGGAACCCUGCUCUGGCCGUACCGACCCCGGCUGGAUCUCCGGUCUCAAGAGUUAUUGAUGAUUCUUGGGAUCCGGAGGGUGUGGCGGAGGAGUUCUCGGCGAUGAGCAGGCUGGCGUCGGAGCUCCACCGGUUGCGGAGGUCGCCAUGGGAGGUGCUGUGCUCGGCGCUGGUAUCAUGCGGCCUGGUGCUCUUCUCGCAGCUCGCCGUGGCCAUAGUGCCCCGCCUCUUCCCAUCCAUCUCCCUCCUCGCCAUGCUACCCGUCGCAGGUUUGGUAUUCCUGGUGGCUAUUCUGUUGGGCAGGUUCUGGAGGAGGUUCAUCGGAGUGGCCGCGUCGGCGCCCCUGUUCGUUCUGUUCAACGUGCUGUUUUUGUGGGGCGUCUACGUAUUCGUCAUCCGGAGAGAUACCUCUUCUCUACUAGACAUGCUGAUUAAUGCUGAGUGUGCACUGCUUCUUUGGGGACUUUACAGGAUUCUUUCUGGUGAUCCCGGCAUUGUUGCAUACGAAUCUUCAUUUUUGGAAGAGGCUGGCUGCAAGGAUUUCGUGGAUGCUAUAUGCUCGAGUGAGAAGUAUCCAUCACUCUCAAGGGUGAGGAAUUGUAACUGUUGCAAAGCAAAUGUUAGAGGUUAUGACCACCAUUGCCCUGCAUUUGGUAACUGCAUAGGACAGAAAAACCACAGGCUAUUUAUGGCACUUUUGACAGGAUUUGUUGUUGCUGAAUCGACAUAUACAAUGUGUUCAACUAAAUAUAUAACUAGAUGCAUAACUUCAGGAACUUUAAGAACUGAGAAUCAUUUUUCUCUAAACAUGGUGAUUGGCACAAUGCUCUUCUCAGUCCUCCAAGUGUUAUGGCAGGUUGUGUUCCUGAUAUGGCAUGUGUACGGCAUCUGCUUCAACAUCAGGACAGAUGAGUGGAUAAACUGGAAGAAAUAUCCUGAAUUCCAAAUGAAGGAACAGCCUCAGUCAGAUUUUGAAGUCAAGUUUGUCAAUCCAUACGACAAAGGCAUACUUUGUAACAUUAGGGAGUUCCUGAAGCCGAAAUAAUACAAGUACCAUCUAAAACGCACCAAGACCGGAGACCACCCACUCAAGAUUCCUGGAGAUAUGUUUUGCCUGUUAUUGUUACACUGAUUCAUAUUCAUCGGUCUGUGCAUCAUUUGGACUGUGGCAGUCCGGUGUCUGCCUUAAUAUGAGAAGUUAACAUUAUUUGAAAAUCCUCUUUGGACUGUAA
Molecule: messenger RNA, 1410 nt
Organism: Hordeum vulgare subsp. vulgare (domesticated barley)
Lineage: Eukaryota; Viridiplantae; Streptophyta; Magnoliopsida; Poales; Poaceae
Product: palmitoyltransferase Hip14-like
Exons: 11
Coding region: 282-1223 (313 amino acids)
Biological process (GO): protein targeting to membrane; peptidyl-L-cysteine S-palmitoylation
Cellular component (GO): endoplasmic reticulum; Golgi apparatus
Molecular function (GO): protein-cysteine S-palmitoyltransferase activity
Source: RefSeq, a predicted model, not a curated record